UUGGUGCGCAUCGCAGCGUGGCCGUGCCUUCCCACUGUUGACACGGUCACACAUUGAUGGCACGAGCAGUUCACGACUAGUUUACGCACUUCACGAACAGUUUGCGCAUAGCACGAGCAGUUCACGACGAGUUCACGAGCAGUUCAUGACUACUGCGCGACAGUGGCGCUCGCGUCGGUGCGGGGGUAUAUAUAGGGCUUCCCGGACACUUCUCGCCAUUCCAGAGAUCACCAGCGAGGAGACAACUUUAUUAUAUCACAGAGACAACAUGCCUAAAAAAAAACCAAAGCAGACACGAGGAAGAGCAAAGCAGAGAAGGCCAGAAGCCGACAGGCCAGAGGCAGAGACCGCUGAGAGAGAUCAUUCCCCCCAGUCAUCCAUAUCAAGUGUCGAUGUUAUCCCAGAGACACAGCAGGAUCCACUCGAAAGCCAGAGACAGCCAUUGAGUGAGGACGAGGCUACCAGGCAGCAGAAGAAGCGGGUCCGGGUGUCCAAGAAAGAAAUCCCUGAGUACCGCUGGACAGAAGAGACCGAGUUGAGGUUGGCCAAGCUUGUGAAAGAGAACCCCCAGCUGUAUGACAAGAAGCAGAAGGAGUGGCUCAACGUGGCGGCCAAGAACAGCCGGUGGGACCGAGUCGGAGAGCAGCUGGAGCCUCCUGCCACUGGUCCCCAAUGCAAGAAGCACUACGAGAACAUGAGAACCAGGGUGGGGAAGAUUAUGAAGGAGAAGAGUGGGGCUGGCCAGCCACAGAGGAGUGCCCGUGACGACCAUAUCAUGGAGACCUGGAGUUUCCUGACGCAACACAUCGUCCGGGGAGAGACAGUCCCCAGUGAGCAGUUUGCUGUCCCAGAGUCAGCUGCAAUGACAACCAGCGACGAUGAUGAAGUGAAGUCCACAGGUUCCCAGAGCCAAGCAUCUACUACCACCGGGAAGGGCAAGGGGAAGCGGUCCAGGCUACCAACAACAGAGACAGCCACCACAACCGCCGACACCAGAGUGACCCAGAGCGACCUCAGUGAUGUAGUGAAGCAGAUCCUCUCCAAAGCAGAUUCCUUGGGGGCCAGCCACUCCUACACCGGCCAACAGAAGAUCGUACACGAUUUUGCGUGCCUGCUUGAAGGGCACAUGCAGGGCAUCCCGGAGAACUCCUGGCAUGAAUUCCAGAUAGACUGCCUCAACCUUGUCCACCGCUACAGGCAGCGCCAUCAGCUUUUCCAGCAGCCACAGCAACAACCACCCAUGAGCUGGCCAGCCCCACAGCAGCAGCAACCUUGGAAGCCCCCUCAGCAGCAGCAGUUCUGGCAGCAACCUCCAACCAGUCAGCCAUCACCUCUAACCUGGAUGCCGCCCCAGUCACCACAGUCUUCAGGCCAGUCCUCCUGGACCUGUACCACGGAGUGGGAACCAGGGAUGCCACCUGCACCAUCAGCCACCCUUGUCCAGGCUCCUUCACCAACACCUUCAGUGUCGUCGCUGUCAGCCACCUUCAAGACACCUGUAACACUACUCAGCUUCCCGGACCUGACCCCGGGGUCCGUCGACAGCAGCCUAGAGGGUAUUUCACCCUCAACCCUCUUCACCUCCAAGGAACUCGACACACCACCAGUCCAACGGGUAUCCCCAGGCAGCGGUACGAGCACCAGCAAGGACACUGAGUGAGAGACUUUACAAAGUGAGAUACUUUUGGCAG
Messenger RNA from Neoarius graeffei (lesser salmon catfish), 1691 nucleotides. RefSeq lists its product as uncharacterized. The record is from RefSeq and is a predicted model, not a curated record. The transcript is spliced from 2 exons. The coding region runs from base 146 to 1660 and encodes 504 amino acids. NCBI's taxonomy places the organism in Eukaryota, Metazoa, Chordata, Actinopteri, Siluriformes, Ariidae.